Molecule: messenger RNA, 444 nt
Organism: Staurois parvus
Lineage: Eukaryota; Metazoa; Chordata; Amphibia; Anura; Ranidae
Source: the annotation of a GenBank genome assembly
UUCUCUAUACCUGGUCUCCUACAGUACACAGCACAUUUUUGUAAAUAUAAACUGCUAAAUACCUUUUCUCCUCUAUCAGUGUCCAGCAGAGCACUGGUAAAAGCUUAUAGGAGGAGUAUAUUCAUUUUCCCCCAAUUACCCUAUGAGGUUGCAGGGCCCCUGACCGUCUGUCUGGAAAGUGCUGAUUGGUCCUGUGCUGAUCACAUGCACUCUCCCAAAAAGAAAAAAAAAACCCUCUAGCAAUACACACCAAACUGAGCAUGUGCAGCUUCCCCCCAAGGCUCUGUACUCUCAUCAGAUGAUUUAGGGACAGUAGAAGAAGGGGAUCAGAAAAGACAUGAUCAAACAUCCUUUUUACACAAUGUGGAGGAUUAACCCUUCAGGUUCCACAGUGAGUAUAACAAGCAUAACCUAAAAUUGUAUCAUCCUAUAUACUGAAUUCAC